AUGACCACCCCUUGUUCAACGUAUUCAUUCAUAAACAGUAACAAAGACAAACCUCUCCUCGUCGUCGACGACUAUGUCUUUCAACAAAGCGGCAAGUCCACGACGACGACUACCUAUUGGGCAUGCCAAUUCAAGGGCUGUUCGGCCGUUGCUCAUACAAGCACGGGAACUGGUAUUUUGAUCAAACAGAAGAAUGAUCAUUGCCAUCCUUCCGUCCCAGAGAAGAUCGAGAUCCGUAAAUUGAUGAACAAGGUCAAGAGCCGCAUCGCUUGUGAAACAACAGCUAUCGGUCAGAUAUAUGAUCAAGAAAUGGCAAAGGCGAAUCUAUCGACAACAGCUCUUGUUAUGGCACCAACAGCGAUUGAAGCUCGAGCUGGUCUUAAUCUACAACGACGAAAGGCAAUACCGGCUCUUCCUGUCUCAAUCGAUUUCUACAUUCCUCGGUGUUAUAAGGUGGCUCUGAACGGUGAACGUUUUCUUCUCGCCGAUCACGUUUGGCACGCCGAUGCUGGCAUUUCUAAGCGCAUCGUUAUCUUCGCUACAGAUGAACAGCUUAAGUUUCUCUUCAAAUGCACCCACAUCCUGAUGGAUGGCACGUUCAGCACCUCGCCGAAACACUUUACUCAGGUCUAUUCGAUCCAUGGGCUCAAGUACAAACAAAGCUUUCUCUGUGUCACUGUGCUCAUGACUGAACGAAAGACCUUCUCCUAUAAGCAUAUGUUUCGUGUUCUUAGAAGCAAUGCAGUUCGUCUUCAGCUUGGUUUCGAGCCUACUAAGAUAACAACUGAUUUUGAAUCGGCACUCAUCAAUGUCAUCAAAGCUGAAUUCCCAAAUGCUCAGCACAAAGGCUGCUACUUCCAUUAUACAAAUGCCAUCCAUCGGAGAAUCCAGACACUAGGACUCUCCACAGUAUACAAAACCGAACACGAUGCACGCUCAUCUGCACGGAAGCUCAUGGCAUUGGCCUUACUUCCUCUCAAUCAGGUCAAACUCGCUUUCGAUGACAUUGUUGAGGGAGCACCAGAUUCAAUCGAUGAUCUCAUCGAUUAUUUUCGAGAUUAUUGGAUGAAGAACAUGAAUUUGAGCCUAUGGAACGUGGCGGAUCUCGAUGUGCGCACGAAUAAUCACGUCGAGGGCUGGAACAAUCGUUUCAACAAGCGUAUGAAUAAAACUCAUCCGAACAUGUGGGCAUUCAUUGCUUGUUUACAAGCUGAAGAAGUCAUCUUUCGACAACUAUUUCUUAAGUUCAAAGCAGGUGCACAAAAGAAAAUAAUGCUGAAGACAUUGACGAUGCAGAAACACAUCGACAAUCUGAACACUCGCUUCAACAAUAAUGAGAUCGAUCGUGUCGAGCUUCUCGACGGACUCUCAUUAUUAGUGGCCUCAAAGAAAUAA
Molecule: messenger RNA, 1395 nt
Organism: Adineta ricciae
Lineage: Eukaryota; Metazoa; Rotifera; Eurotatoria; Adinetida; Adinetidae
Source: the annotation of a GenBank genome assembly